AUGUUUUCAUGUUCAAUCGGAUCCGCCCGUGCAGCUCCUGUGUUUUCCAUUGGGAGAUCUGGACCUUCCAUCUGGCUGAGUCCGUCUGAAGACUUCAUUAAGGCGGUGGUUUCCAUGUUGAACCUGUACCUGGACGGCCUGACCUCUGUGUCCACUGAUGUGGGUAUAGUUUCACUCUCAGUGGAUCCUGGCAGAUUCACGUCUACGACAGCCAGUGCUGUUUUUGGCAUCGCGACGGACAAACGACCGCCAAAGAUCCUUGGAUCAACUGCAGACUCUGAGCGCUGUCGACUGAGCUGCAGUAGACACCGCGCCUCGUAG
Molecule: messenger RNA, 321 nt
Organism: Knipowitschia caucasica
Lineage: Eukaryota; Metazoa; Chordata; Actinopteri; Gobiiformes; Gobiidae
Source: the annotation of a GenBank genome assembly